Armigeres subalbatus is the source of this 3529-nucleotide messenger RNA. RefSeq lists its product as uncharacterized. Gene Ontology annotation, molecular function: histone methyltransferase activity; zinc ion binding; p53 binding. The record is from RefSeq and is a predicted model, not a curated record. Bases 215 to 3001 code for a protein of 928 amino acids. NCBI's taxonomy places the organism in Eukaryota, Metazoa, Arthropoda, Insecta, Diptera, Culicidae. The transcript has 3 exons.
UCAUGCAAUCAUUGCUGAAAUGUCAAGCAUUACAUUGGUAAAUAAUAGUGUUAGUUGUUAACAUCUUCAUUCAUCAUGGAUAAAGAUCGCAAGUUUUCUAAACUUAUUCAACUGAAUACGUAGAUUGUUCAAAUCUAAUGCAGCAAACUGAUCAACAUUGAAACAUAUAGUUUCGUGUCUUUACUUGUCAUGUUGAGUUCAUAAAGUUGCAAUAAUGGAUUUCAUAGACAACCUACUGAAUCAUAUGUCGUCGAAGUUCAAUCAAGAGAGUGCAUUACCCAAACAAGCAGAAAUAUCGAUGGACGAAACGUUCAAAUGGCGAGCACUGAAAAAUAAUCAAUUUGCCAGCCGGUCGAAGAAUAGUCGCACGAAAGUAAAAUCAAAAGACAAAGACAAGCACCAAACCCACAACAACUGUGAGCUGAGCCCGUCGCCAGAUGAAAAUAACAAAAGUGAUGGUUCCCCAGAUCUUGUAGCAGCAGAAGUGAGUGAAAGCGCAGAAAUUGAAAUUGAAAUCGCUCACGAUAUAAGUGGAGCUGAAAUUCAAGAAGCACUCGCUUCAACUCAAGGAGCUCUUUCAGUGUUAGUUGAAGAAUCAAAUGAUCAUAUUACAGUUGAAUGUUUUAAUGAAGGUGACAAAUUAAUAAGCCUUGCAAACGAUGAGAUGGAUAUAUAUGCGACUGGUACGUGUACCUUGAACGUCGAAAUUGAUAACGAAGAGAAUUCCAAGUCAAUAGAUAAUACUGACGAAGUAGCACCAAUGCAAUUAGAUACUUCUGAUGGAAAUCCCCAAACUGAAGAGACUUCGAUUUCCAGAUUAGAAAGCGAAGAAACACCUAUAAACACACAACAAUUAUUGCCAAAAACCAAUAAUAUAUUUCUUCACAUGUCUUCAACUUUCAAUGCCACAUGCUUAACCUUAGAUCCAUCUUUAGAAGAAACAAACAAUUUACAGUCAGUGCAGACACAAACCCAACUCGUAAAUGAGCCAGAAGUGUCUUCAAAAAAUAAUGAGAACUCUGAAAAUCACUUAGAUUCAGACGGUGAUAAACCACAAGCACAAAUAAACACCUUAUCUAAAAAUGAACCAGAUUUCUCUUCGAUAAGUGAUGCAGAAAACCCUAGGAAGGACGAUAUGGAAGAUGAGCAGCAAGAAACGCAGUCUUCAACGGGAUCUGUGAGACGGUCAACGCGGUUGCAGAUAGAUCAUGUUACUGGCUCAGAGCAGAACAACGUGUUAGAUCCACCAGAUCCACCGAGAUUGGAAACAUCACCACCAUCAUUACAAAAAUCAUGCUCAAUAUCUGAUAAGGAAGCCAUCGAAAUCAUUGGUGAAGUAGACAACAGUGAUAGGAAAAAUGAUAAGGGUAAACACAUUGAUACAGUCGGUAGAGUUCUAAGAAACAAAUCAAUCGGAAUAAAACCCAGGGAAGUUUUAAAAUCAAAAACGAAGUUUAAAAAAAGUGAUGAUAAUAGAGUAAAAGUGAGGAAACUUAAUCUUCACCAAGAAGGCAUUGCUGAAAAACGAGCACGAAGUAAAUCAGGCUUACGAACUUUUCCAAAAGGUGAAAGAGUACCACAACUAAGAAGAGAUUACCGUACGAGACAAACAGCUCGUAAUGUUGAGAUCAAAACGAACCGAAGAAGGUCAUCCCGCUUUGGUCCGAGUACUAAAAAGGUGCUUAAUGAAUCGGAAAAAGUAAGCAAUGACCAUAAGUUAAAAAAUUCUCACGAAUCUCAGCGAGAACUUACCAAGAACAAAAAUCAUAAGGAGCAUUCACCAAAGCAACGACCAAUUCGACUCUCCAGAGAUGGUAGUGACGGGAUACUGGCAUCAGCGAUUGCUCGGAGAGAAAAGAAUGACACCACAGGUAUUCAAGGUAGACUAUCGCGUCCUAUUAAACUGUCUGCCAAGAUUUUGGCUAAUGAUGAACUUCGUUAUGGAUUUGAAUUGCAAAACAAUGCUAGAUUAAAUCUGAACUCAGAGGCUAAAGAUUCUUCAAAUACAUGUGCUAUACUUAAACAUGAUCCGCCUGAACCAACAGCAGAAAUAAAAGAGAUCAGCCACGUUAAGCCUAAAACUAGUCAGGAAAAUAUAUUAUUGCCUCAACCUGAUUCCGUCAGAAAAAAACUAAAUUGGACUUCAUCUUUUAAAAGUUUGAAAACAAAAUGUCGUGAUCCAUUAGAUUUUAUCGAAGAAGUGAAAAGAGAUAACUUGGGAAGCAAUAAGUCACCUGAAUGCAAUAGUAAACUCAACAAGUUGCAGCAACGAAGAUUGCUCAAACUAAAAGAAAAGCACAUGUUCAUGCUUGGGCUGCAGAGAAUAGGCAACAAAACCACACCAAAUCAAAAUAAAAAUAAAAAUUACAUAGCUACUGAGGUGCAAAUAGCUGUAAUUGAAAAGGAAGUUUGUACAAACCCUCCUAGACCUCUGACAAACCAAAGCUUCACAUUGUUUGACAGCCCUCCACUUGAGGACCACACCAAAGUUCCAACAGAACAGGAUGCGUCUCAUGUAUCGCCCCUUCCCCAUAUCCAGCCGGAAACCGAGCUGACAUGUUUCUGCCAAAAAGACACUCGUUACUUCACCACGAAAACGCAAUGUCGUAUGUAUUGCACAGCCGUCGAUGAAAUUGAUGGGCAACUCAUCGGGUGCAGGAACGAGUUGAUAGGAAGUUUGCAGAACCUGUUACGUCCGAGCAAUAGUGCUAGCUAUCAGCUUCUAUGUACGGUACAUCAGCGACGGUUACAUCAUCACGGCAGUUGUGCUACAUGCGGAGUUUUCUGUACACAGGGAAAUUUUGUCAUUUGCAAAAACAAGCACCUAUUUCAUCGUGAUUGUGCAGAAAAAUUCAUCAUUAACACCAAAGAAAAAUCUAGUCCUAUAAUCCCAAAGCUAGUUUUGAAGUGCCCCCAUUGUGGAUUGGAAAGCAUUAAUCAGGAGUACGUUUUAAAACUGCAGAACAACCCAAUGAUGGAAAUUGUAACAUCAAGACGCUAAGAUACUACAACCCUGAAGCCUUCCGAAGAUAGUCUAAACUCAAAUGGCAUUUCUAUUCUAUUUGUUUUCUGAUUAUUGGAGUAGAUGAACAUUUACAUCACGUCGAAGUAAUGAAUAAAUUUUAUGUCGCAAAUAAGAUGCUCUAAGUGCUAGUAUAUUUGUUUAUUGAUCCAUCCAUCAUUUAUAACGAUAAAAACUAUAUCCAAAAUAAAUUAAAAAUGCAUCACGUCAGAGACAAAAACAAAUUAUUAAAAUUACUUCGUUGUGUUAAACUAUCCUGAAAGCAUAUAUUUGAAAAUAUUUGAUAAUCUCGAUAGCGAUAUGCUGUCCCAUAGGACUUGCUCGAAUACUUAAGGUGAAGGUGGGUUGAGCACCAAAACAAAGCUUUUAAAGCAUUGGUAAAAUAAAAUGUGUCAUAUACUGAAGUAGUAUUGGUGUCGUAUUUAUAAAAAAAAAACAAAGAAUAUUAGUAGGGUGGUUCAAAAAACGACCCAGCUCCACCACGCUCACUCGAUUCCGUCCCAUGCU